Columba livia (rock pigeon) is the source of this 1367-nucleotide messenger RNA. RefSeq names its product proteasome 26S subunit ubiquitin receptor, non-ATPase 4 (gene PSMD4). The record is from RefSeq and is a predicted model, not a curated record. Bases 129 to 1259 code for a protein of 376 amino acids. Gene Ontology annotation, biological process: proteasome-mediated ubiquitin-dependent protein catabolic process. Lineage: Eukaryota; Metazoa; Chordata; Aves; Columbiformes; Columbidae. Gene Ontology annotation, molecular function: polyubiquitin modification-dependent protein binding. Gene Ontology annotation, cellular component: nucleus; proteasome regulatory particle, base subcomplex; cytosol. The transcript is spliced from 10 exons.
ACAACUCCCAGCGUGCCCCGCGCCCGCCGCCGCUCCAGAUGGGAAGCGGCGAUUGGUCGGUAGCGUAGAGCCAAUCGGCGAGCGCCUUGUUAGACCGGACCCGGGCCGGCCUGAGGAAAGGGGGCAAGAUGGUUCUGGAGAGCACCAUGGUGUGCGUCGACAACAGCGAGUACAUGCGGAACGGAGACUUCUUACCCACCCGCCUGCAAGCCCAGCAAGACGCCGUCAACAUCGUGUGCCACUCGAAAACCCGCAGCAACCCCGAGAACAACGUGGGGCUCAUCACCUUGGCCAAUAACUGUGAAGUGUUGACCACACUCACACCAGACACGGGCCGGAUCCUGUCAAAGCUACACACGGUGCAGCCCAAAGGGAAAAUCACCUUUUGCACGGGGAUCAGAGUCGCUCACCUGGCGUUGAAACAUCGCCAGGGCAAGAACCACAAGAUGCGCAUCAUCGCCUUUGUCGGGAGCCCUGUAGAAGAUAACGAGAAAGACCUGGUGAAACUGGCCAAGCGGCUGAAGAAAGAGAAGGUCAACGUCGAUAUCAUCAAUUUUGGAGAAGAGGAAGCCAACACCGACAAGCUGACCGCCUUCAUCAACACCCUCAACGGCAAGGACGGCAGCGGCUCCCACCUGGUGACGGUGCCGCCGGGGCCGUCGUUGGCCGAUGCCCUCAUCAGCUCGCCCAUCCUGGCCGGGGAAGGCGGUGCCAUGUUGGGUUUGGGUGCCAGUGACUUCGAAUUCGGCGUGGACCCCAGCGCCGACCCCGAGCUGGCGCUGGCUCUGCGCGUGUCCAUGGAGGAGCAGAGGCAGCGGCAGGAGGAGGAGGCCAGGAGGGCUGCAGCGGCAUCUGCGGCCGAAGCCGGGAUCGUGGCGAGCGGCGGGGACGACUCGGACGACGCUCUGCUGAAGAUGACCAUCACGCAGCAGGAGUUCGGCCGCGCCGGGCUGCCCGACCUCAGCAGCAUGACGGAGGAGGAGCAGAUCGCCUACGCCAUGCAGAUGUCCCUGCAGGGAGCAGAGUUUGCACAGGCGGAGGCGGCCGAAGUGGACAGCAGCACGGCCAUGGACACCUCCGAACCCACCAAGGAGGAAGACGACUACGAUGUGAUGCAGGACCCCGAGUUCCUGCAGAGCGUCCUGGAGAACCUGCCGGGCGUGGACCCCAACAACGAGGCGAUCCGCAACGCCAUGGGCUCGCUGGCCUCGCAGGCUGCCAAGGACAGCAAGGACAAGAAGGACGAGGACAAGAAGUGAGGGGACAAGCGGGGGACACUGCUGCUGCCCCUCCGGGGGUGAGUCGGUGCCCGGCCGGGGCCCAGCGGCGCGGGGGGGUCUGCUGUGACAAUAAAGGAUUUGCACGGG